This is a messenger RNA of Schistosoma guineensis, 717 nucleotides long. NCBI's taxonomy places the organism in Eukaryota, Metazoa, Platyhelminthes, Trematoda, Strigeidida, Schistosomatidae. The record is from the annotation of a GenBank genome assembly.
AUGCGUGUGCGUCCUUCUCGGUUAGUUCGACCAUCUUUAAUCUCCCUACUAUUCCUACUUUGUAUCGCUAUUAUAUAUAAUAAAUAUUUGGAUAAAGCGCUAUCUGGACCUCAUUCUAUAAGCCAACUUAUCCGGAAUCAAGAUUUUGCAAGUGUACACAAUGUAAAGCCAUUUAAAAUAGACUGGGAAAACUACUCGCUUACUGCACUUGAAAGUUCGAGAGUGGGACCUGGAGAGAACGGCAUGGCUUUCGAACUAUCCCCUCUCGAUAGAGAACUAUCCAAUAAAACUAUAAAUGAGAACGGUUUUAGUGUGUAUGUUAGUGGGAAAAUCAAAACAGAUAGAUCUAUUAAAGAUCUCCGCCAUCCACGUUGUAAAGGAAAACUAUAUUCCAGCAACCUUCCUACUGCUUCAGUGGUUAUCCCUUUUUUUGAAGAGCAUUGGGAGACUCUCCUACGCACAGUCGCAUCUGUUUUGAAUCGAGCUCCUUCAGGACUAAUCAAGGAAAUAAUUUUGGUUGAUGAUGGAAGCUCACGAAAAUAUCUGAAAGAUGAACUUGAUAAUCAUCUUGCAACUGCGUAUCCAAGUGGUAUAGUACGUGUAAUUCACCUGGAACAGAGGGGAGGUCUUAUUCGAGCGAAAACAGCAGGCGCCAGAGAAGCUACUGGAGAAGUGCUCAUUUUUCUGGAUUCUCAUUGUGAAGCAGGAAUAAACUGA